GGUAGAGGGAUGACAGUGAGAGAGAGAGAGAGAUAGAGAGAGAGAGAGAGAGAAAGAGAGAGAGAGGUGUACAAUAGUCUGCCAAUAUGGAUUUAUCUCUUCUGCUCUAAUUCACCGACAGGAUAAGAGCGCAGCUCAAUAUAUCCUUCCCCCCUCUCUCUCUCCGCUCCUGUCCUUUCACUCUCUACCUCUCUCCACCACGCAUACACACGCGCAGCAGCUGUCAGCUCGCAUGCGUCCCUCCUCGCACCAGCGGGUGGCCGCCUGGCUGCUCGCGCUGCCGUUAGGGAGAGGUGGAGAGGAGUGCGCGCGCCGCGGCCGCUUGGAGAUGAUUUCGUUUUGGCUGCUGUGCUGGAAGCUGUUGAGAGCCACAGCUGGUUUAAGGAGGACAACACCUGAGCUAACUGACGGUAACCAAGACAACUGUAGCUCUGGCAACAGUAACCCUGUGGACGAUUCUUCCACUCCCACACAGCCAGCGGAUCCAGUUACCAUGGAGAUCAGCUCAUCACCACCACUAACAGACCUGGAAAGAGACAACUUAUUUAGCUUCCACGGCCAGGAAGUGGAGGAACUCCACUACCCAGAAGUCCAUGGGAUAGAAGAAGCUGCAGAGGGAGAAAAUGGAAAAAGAGAUGGAGAUGAGUGUGACUAUCUUGUUUUUGAGAUAGGAAAAGACAGAGGAGGUGACAGGGAAGAAGGACAAGACACAGAGAGAGGAAAAGAGGAGGGAGAUGAUGGCAGAAGAGGAGAAACAGAGGGAGAGGAUGAAGGGAGAAGAGAGAUAGAGGGAGAAGAAGAAGGGAGAGGAGAAACUGAAGGACAAGUUGAAGAAAGAGAAAUAAAGAUAGAAGACAAAGAUAGAGGAAAAGUAGAGGGAGAAGAUGGAAGUAAAAGAGAAACAGAGAGCGAAGACUGGGGGAGGAGAGAAAUAGAGGGAGAAGAUGAAGGGAGGGAAAAGAUGCAGGGAGAAGAUGAAGGGAGGGAAAAGAUACAGGGAGAAGAUGAAGGGAGGGAAAAGAUACAGGGAGAAGAUGAAGGGAGGGAAAAGAUACAGGGAGAAGAUGGAGAAAAUGGAGAAGCAGAGGGAGAGAUGAAAGCAGAUGCUCUAUCAGAGCUGCUCUUCAUCUCUAACAGUCCACUGUGUCCUUCAUCAUCAGAGCCUCUGAUCAUUACCUCAGAGCCUUCAGAGCAGCCAGCAGCGGCCUUGUUGCAGGACGCCUGGGGUCACGACCCCGGCAACAGAGAUGACCUCAGCGAUGGUCACCUUAGCGACUGCCUCCAGGCUGAGCUGGCUAUUGUGUACUCUGACAGUGAUGCAGGAGAAGAGCAGUGGGCAGCUUUUGUACCCUCUGAUGUCACCAACCAGGAGGAUGCAGGCUGCAUAUGUGAUGGAGAGAGCAAGAAAGAGGAGAGGGGAGAGGAUGAGGAGGGGCGAGAGGAAGAGGAUAAGGCAGAGGUAGAGAGUGCAACAGAGGAGCAGAGGGAGGAAGAAACAGAGGAGGAGGAGAGGAGGGGAGUUGGGGAUGAUGAUGAAGAACAGAUGAGGUCAAGGAGGGAUCAGUUCCUGCGGUCUCCUUCAGCCAGCUCCACAGCCAGCUCCACAGACCCCGACCGGAGGCUCCCUGUAGAUUUCUGUGUGCACCAGGAGACACACAGUGAGAACGUCUCCACGGAGCAUGUGGACUUUCUGUUGGCUCGCCAGCAGUGGAAAAAGAUGGAGGAGGAGGUCAAAGGUCGGGCCAUCCCCAAACCGGGGCUCAGAGCUCAGGGGAGCUUCCAGGGCACUCACACCUCACUGUAUCCCCCGACCCGCAGCCCCCGACUCAAACACAGGGAGAUUCAUCCACCCGUGCCCAGGGAGCCUCCCCUGUCCUCCACCGUGUCCCCCAGUUCGGAGGACUCAGGUCUGGAUGACUCAUCUUACCGCAGCCCCCUGGAGGAGCCAGAGACCGCUGUGGAGAGAGAGAUCCGACUGACUCUGGAGAGAGAGGAAAGGCACCGCAGGGAGAGGGGGCUGAUUGCACAGGGCCUGACUAUACCCAGACCAUCCACCCUGCAGACGGGACGAUCUCCACCCCGACCUCCUGCCUGCCGCACUCCUACUCUGUCCAUCUCUCCUUCCCCUUCCUGCUCCUCUUCCCUUCCCCGAUCCGUCUACCAUGAAAUGACCGCCAACAACGUCAUCAUCCUGGAGCCCGACUCCUCCGGCUCUGCCUCUAGGAACCGCCUACUCUCCUCUGCAAUCGGAGGUCUCUCCGAUUGGCCGACGAGCCUGGACGUGGUGCCCUCCGCCAAUGUCAUUGUAGUAGAAACCUCCAACCUGAUCAUUCGCAGUGCUUCCGAGUUCUGCCUGAGCUCUGCCCCCGUGGCCAUGGAAACACAGGAGAGCACUUUCUCGUCCAAUCCGUUUUUUAAGCUGCGCUCCCUCAGCAGCCAGUCGCUUGUGGAGCAGGAGAUCAGGAUGGUGAGGCAGAGGGAGGAAGAGUGGAGGAGGCAGAGGGAGGAGAUGUGGAGGAGGAGAAGAGAGGAGGAGUGGAGGAGAGGGAGAGAGAGGUACGAUACAGUGCUGGUGUCUCCAGGCCUGAAUGAUAGCAUCAGUUACAACGUGCCAGAGGUUUCAGACAGAUGUGUCUCCUCGCCUUCGUCCCCCUCCAGAACCCGCAAAAUGGAACGAUCCAGUUUGUCUUGUGACCACAAGUUCCCCCCUUCCCUUUCUUCGGUGCCUCAACGACAGAACGCCAUGGCGCAACGAUGGGAGGCCUCCCUAUUAGCCAAUCAGAAGAAGGAUUGAGCAACGACAGCCAUUUAAAAGCCAAAAUGAAGUCCCAUACCUUUGUUUAUUCUUUACUUUGUCCUUAAAAACUCACACAUUCCUGUCUGUCAGCAGCAGAAGUCUCCUGCAGUGUCUGUCCAAACUGUGAGUUAGAGCCAGUGGGUCUAUGAGUCUGUUUUCUGUGGGACGCCACAUUAGAAGAGAACAGGGCUGCUUCUUUCAGUAAGCUUGGUUUCACAGAUUAAGAUCAUUUACCUAGUUUGGCUGGAAAAGUUGACAAAUCCUGUUUUCAAACUGUUUUUAUGCAUGCUGUCUGAAAGAGUAUGACUGUAUGACGCAAUGGAACUGUUUAAACAUUUUCCUAAUAUAUAUUAACUUCUGUGGACUUCUGAGGCACUUUCCUGGGAGGUGUACAACAAUAAUAAUUGCGUAUAAAAUUGCAACCACAAUAAUACCACAGUUUUUGACAUGUGAGCCAAUAUUUUAUGUAAAAUCAGGAAGCACAUGUCAAAAUCUGCUGUAUUCUUUAAUAUUUAAUAUUUAAUAUUUACAGCACUUUGUUAGCUAGAUGUUAAUAACUUAUGGCACUAUUGAUAUUAAUUGAUUUUUGUAAUAAUGAUUGACUGUGAUGCAGUGAUUUUCAAACCUUUUCUGGGCAGUCGCAUUUUAUUUUCAGAUUUUAAUAUAUUUUAAAGUGACUACUUUAAAAGCAUAUGUGUAUUUUGAAAUACUAGCUAUGCAUUACAGAGAUUUGAGAAGGUAAAUGCAAAAAUAAUUUAGCAUGUUGUGUUCAAAUGACAAUUUGUGUAUUUUAAAGGGGCCAACCCAGACUUUGAAAAUCACUGCCGUAGUGAAAUGUUAUAAUGAGCCAUUCAUCAGAGGAGUUUGGAUGUCCAGCUUUUCUGUCUCAGCCAUGUUGGCUAAACAGCGCUAUCUGCUAACUGAACAUCAUUUGGGUCACAGUUGCACAUACUAACUUUUGCCUCUUCUUUGGUUGGUUGUAACCCAAGUAGAGUUCAGUUUUGUGGGCUUCUUAUCAACAAGUGGAAAGAACAAAUAACUAUUUCAAAUAUUUUGAAAAUGUUUCAAUCUCAAAGCUGCACGCAAUCCUCGUUUCCUUUACUCUCUCCUUGGAAUAUAAGGCAUACAGCACGCAGCGUGGACUUUUUUGACAAAAGCUGUUGAUGUUCUACACAAAACCAACAAUGGCACAAGUUGAACCAUAGCCCACUUUUAAAUCAAUAACUUUCAUCAGCUAGGAACUUAAUAUAACAUUAGUUUUGGUCAACUCUGUUUUCUGCUCUCCAUCAUACUAUUGUAACAGCAAGCAGAAGUACUCAUUUGUCAAGGCAGCAAUCAUUAGCUUGUGAAGAAAUAUGUCACCACUGCUGGUGACAGAAAUUGCAAAAAAAAAAGAAUCCACUGUGGAUACCAGAGAAAAUAUGGCCUGUGUUUUCAGACUGAAUGCAAAGGGAAUGGGGUCAUAUUCACUCUCAGCACAAUCAGUUGUUGCUAGCUAGCUUCCAGCUAACAUAUAUAGUUAACUAGCUUCCAGCUAGACUGACUUAUUGGAUGUUUUAAAAUCCUACGGGAAAUGUCAACCUCGAAACUAACAACCUGAUGCUGAAAAUGGCAAGUUUUAAAGAGGAUUUCUAUUGUGCAAUCACACAGUUGACAUAUAUCUUUGCUGUUUUUUGUAGCGUUAUCUCUGCAGGGCAUUAGCUAUUUAAAUGACGUUCCGUAAUGAAGGUCCCUCCGACACCGUUUUACAGGAGUACCGUUGCCGCAUCCUCGACUCAACACUGCCCAAGACAAUUGUGAUUGACUUAAAGAAAUGCAAACAAGCCAAAGCGUAUUUCCCCAUAUAGCCUCUAACACAGAUAAUGGGUGAAGUCAGACCUUGCUCCAGCACUGACACAGCGCUGUGGAGAAAAGUCUGCCUACACCAGACUAGCAUCCAGCUACUGUACAUAGCUAGCUAGCUUUGUGCUAACGUCCCAAUUGCUAGCUACCUUCCAGCUAAUGUCUAUGUUCGCUGUUUGGGUCGAAUAAACAGACCAUAAAAACAUCACAGCUGUCAAACGAAUAAACUUGAGGCAAAAAUCCACAUUCAGUCUGAAUACCUUUAAAAACAGACACCAUGGUGGUUUUAUGGAUGUUAUUACAACAUUUACAGCCAGAAUGUUUUAGUUUUCUGUGUAUUAGCAUGGUGCAUAUAGUCGAGUCCAGACACUUUUUUAAAUCUCUAUAGACUCUAUCUAUCUGUGGCUCUGCUGUUAUAGCAAAAAACUUGAGCACUCCUGAACGAAUCAGAUAUUCUAACCCUAAUGUCAAGUGAAGAUUUUUACAUAUUUUUAUGUCCUGUCUUGAUUCCUAGAAAGAGAUGUAUUGUAUUUUUGCUGCCUAUAUUUAUGAAUUGAGCAGUGCUUAUAAAUCUUAAAGUUUUUAUUUGUAAAAGGUUUCUAAUAUAUAUAUCGUGUCACCAUGACUAUUUGACAUUGGAAGUCUGCCAUGUUUUCUAGGAGACGGCUUUUGUGUGCAUGUGUGUGCAUGUGUGUGUGAGUGUAUGCUAACCCAUCCUUCAUUCCUCAGUUAGUCAGGGCUCACUAUAGUUUGGCUUCUAGCUCCAGCACGAGCUCACUCACUGGUUUACCCUGUAAACUACACGCAGUUCAGCUGUGGAAUAAAGGUGCGUUCAAGUCAACUCAGAAAGGGGAUAUUAAUUGUCGUGGUGAAAUCAAACCAUGUUAAUGGCAGCAGUUUCAGUUUAGCAUCACAUUUGUAUUUGCAUUUUGUAUUACAGUAUAAAGUAAACUACAGAGGAUCAAACUGAAUUAGCUAAAUUGAGUGGCUUUCUUUAUCCUGACUGUGUGGUGUAGGUAUAUUGCCGGUGUUGUGUAGAAGACAGUUUCCUAUCAGUUAAUGUUUCCCCUUACCUGAACUGAACCCAAAUAAAGUAAUAAAGUAUUUGAAAUAUUAAUAUGUAAUUCCUCACCAAGUCUGAUGUUAGCACAAAACCAGGCAGAUGGUUAAAUGAUUGUGUCUUUGUUGCUUUGCUUCUCGCGCAACAAAAAUAUAAUUUAAUGAGAUGGACAAACCUCCAUAAAAAAUGAUGAUGCAAGAUCAAAGGUGAAGCAAUAGCAUGAGUUUGUGAUUGUUUGUCAAACUACCUUGUCCGCAUCUUAUUUGAUAAAAUAGCCUAUCAGUCAUUACCACAGGCUGAGGUCAGCCAUUAUAGCAAAGCUAUAGAAGUGAAUGACAGGAGCAGGAGAGAGUCCUCAUUGCUCUUUAGUAGAUUUACAUUCAGUGGCAUCAAACAUGUUCUGUGGAUGCUGCAGCUUGGACCCUCGCUUCCCAGAUGCAUGAAGAGAAAGAAGCUUAAAAUGUCAUCUCAUACGUUUAUUGUUUCUCUGCAAAAUCGACAGCUGGUAGCUUGAUUUGGCGAACUCAACUUUCUAUACCCUCACAUUAGCUUGAGUUAAUUUUUUUUUGUUGCACAUAAUGGUUAGUGUCCCCUAUGUCUGCUAUCUCAUGCAUAGAAGGGAUCAGUCCAGGGCCAGUGUUCUAUGUGGCAUGUGAGUAUUGUAUUAAGCUAGAUUUGAAAAAAUCGGAACCCUUUAAAGUUGUGAUGUAUCAGACUCUGAGAUGUGUUGAAUACACAGUGAUGACUGCCCUGUUCUGAGAUCAGCAUGACAUGAUGUUGCUGUGGUAGAUAAACUGUACGAUAACACACCACUGUAUGCUCAGUGUUCGCCCUGUGAUUUCAUUGCAGUUGGGGUCUUGUAUUCAUAUCCAUACCUUGUCUGAGUUCAGCUUUAGCUUCAGUGCAGUUUAUGCCAUCAACUAUUUAAUAUACGGCGCAUUAGUUUUAGUUUUGAGGAGACAGUGUAUUUUGUCAUAAUCUUCUGAUUCUCUCCUGUCAGGUAUUUGACACUACACACUAUCUGCUAGGAUUUUCUGUAUGGACUCAUAUAAACAGCUGUCCUGACUAUUAAAGCAUUUCCUCACUAGUGUCAUUAAUUCUCGUUCUGUUUUCUGACCUUAUUUGCCUUUGAGUUUAUCAUUUAUUUAUUUAUUUAUUUAUUUAUUUGUUAUUGCCAAAUUAAAGGUCUUGUGGUGACAUCUUCAAUAAAGCGUGUGACUCCUGAAA
Messenger RNA from Seriola aureovittata, 6926 nucleotides. RefSeq lists its product as uncharacterized. The record is from RefSeq and is a predicted model, not a curated record. The coding region runs from base 233 to 2794 and encodes 853 amino acids. The transcript is spliced from 7 exons. NCBI's taxonomy places the organism in Eukaryota, Metazoa, Chordata, Actinopteri, Carangiformes, Carangidae.